Rosa chinensis is the source of this 701-nucleotide messenger RNA. RefSeq names its product 60S ribosomal protein L27a-3. NCBI's taxonomy places the organism in Eukaryota, Viridiplantae, Streptophyta, Magnoliopsida, Rosales, Rosaceae. Gene Ontology annotation, molecular function: structural constituent of ribosome. Bases 86 to 526 code for a protein of 146 amino acids. The transcript has a single exon. Gene Ontology annotation, biological process: translation. The record is from RefSeq and is a predicted model, not a curated record. Gene Ontology annotation, cellular component: ribosome; cytosolic large ribosomal subunit.
ACCCUCACUCCAGCCUCUGUGAGCCGCCGAAACCCUAGGCUGAAACCCUAGGAAGUUACAGAGAGAGUGAGAGAGAGCGUUCGAGAUGACGACCCGAUUCAAGAAGAACCGGAAGAAGAGAGGCCACGUCAGCGCCGGGCACGGCCGUAUCGGCAAGCACCGCAAGCAUCCCGGAGGUCGCGGAAACGCCGGAGGCAUGCACCACCACCGCAUCCUCUUCGACAAGUAUCACCCGGGGUAUUUCGGUAAAGUCGGUAUGAGGUACUUCCACAAGCUCCGCAACAAGUUCUACUGCCCCAUCGUCAACGUCGACAAGCUCUGGUCCCUGGUACCCCAGGAGGCCAAGGACAAGGCCACCAAGGACAACGUGCCCUUGAUCGACGUCACUCAGCACGGCUACUUCAAGAUUCUCGGCAAGGGGAAGCUGCCGGUGAACCAGCCCGUCGUCGUCAAGGCCAAGCUCAUCUCCAAGGUCGCUGAGAAGAAGAUUAAGGAAGCCGGUGGCGCUGUGGUGCUCACCGCUUAGGUUUGGGACUUUUUCGAGUUUUGGGAAUUAGGGAUUUUGAUUUUUGUUGUUUCGUUUAUGCUGCGUUUUUUGUUUAUCUGGUUUAGACUGCCUGGAGACAGCUAUGUUAUAUUUUCAAUGUUCGAUCAGCGGAUAUUUAAAUGGCUUUUCAUAUUUAUCGGAUUUGGUUAAUAUC